Messenger RNA from Chelonoidis abingdonii (Abingdon island giant tortoise), 2585 nucleotides. Its product is annotated as P-selectin-like. Lineage: Eukaryota; Metazoa; Chordata; Testudines; Testudinidae. The record is from RefSeq and is a predicted model, not a curated record. Gene Ontology annotation, cellular component: membrane. Gene Ontology annotation, biological process: cell adhesion.
CCCAGCCAAGCAGAGGGCUGGUUUAAAUCAUCUCGGUCCAGGGAUUGAGCGAGAAGGGAGGAAAGUGAAGGCUGGCAGGUCGGCAUUGGAGAUGGGCAGCACCGUAGGACUCUGCUCCAGUCCAAGGGCUUGGGGAUGUGGCUGGAAUGUCACCCAACUCCUGUGCUUUGCUGCCAUUAGCUGGGUGCUCAUGACUCAGAUGGAAGUGGGAGCCUGGACCUACCAUUAUGGUAACAAAUCUGAUUACUCAUGGGAGCUGGCCAGAAACUUUUGCAGGUCAUUCUACACUGACCUCGUAGCAAUCCAGAACCAGGCGGAAAUUGCUUAUCUCAACAGUGUCUUACCCCACUACAAAACAUACUACUGGAUUGGGAUACGAAAGAUAAAGAAUGUCUGGACCUGGGUUGGUACCAACAAGGUCCUGACGAAGGAGGCUGAGAAUUGGGCUAACAGGGAACCCAACAAUAAAGGGAAGAACCAAGACUGUGUGGAGAUUUACAUAAAGAGGGACCGUGAUGCUGGAAGAUGGAAUGAUGAGCACUGCCAAAAGAAAAAGAAGGCGCUGUGUUACCAAGCGUCUUGUCAGCGUUCCUCCUGCAGCCAGCGUGGUGAGUGUGUGGAGACCAUCGGGAACUACACCUGUGAUUGCUACCCUGGUUUCUACGGGCCUGAGUGUGAACAAGCUGUCAAGUGUCCAGCACUGGCCACCCCGGGCAGGGGCCGAUUAAACUGCACUCACUGGCAUGGAGACUUCACGUAUAACUCUACCUGCACCUUCUCCUGUGAGAUGGGGUUUGUGCGGAAUGGAUCAGAGACACUGGAGUGCACAGCCCUGGGACAAUGGACAGGGCAUCCCCCGCUCUGUGAAGCUGUCAAGUGUCCAGUGCCGAAUUCCCCAGGCAGAGGCCUAUUAAACUGCUCUCACUGGCAUGGAGACUUCACAUAUAACUCCACCUGUGCCUUCUCUUGUGAGACGGGGUUUGUGCGGAAUGGAUCGGAGACACUGGAGUGUACGGCCCUGGGACAAUGGACAGGGCAUCCCCCGCACUGUGAAGCUGUCAAGUGCCCAGUGCUGGAUUCUCCGGGCAGGGGCAGAUUAAACUGCUCUCACUGGCAUGGAGACUUCACAUAUAACUCCACCUGCACCUUCUCCUGCGAGACGGGGUUUGUGCUGAAUGGAUCGGAGAAGCUGGAGUGCACAGCUCUGGGACAAUGGACAGAGCAAACUCCGCGCUGUGAAGCUGUUACAUGCCCAGGUUUGGCUGCCCCUGGCAGAGGCCGAUUAAACUGCACUCACUGGCAUGGAGACUUCACGUAUAACUCCACCUGCGCCUUCUCCUGUGAGACAGGAUUUGUGCUGAAUGGAUCAGAGACACUGGAGUGCACAGCCCUGGGACAAUGGAAAGGGCAAACUCCGCGCUGUGAAGCUGUCAAGUGCCCAGUGCUGGAUUCCCCGGCCAGGGGUCGAUUAAACUGCACUAACUGGCAUGGAGACUUCACGUAUAACUCCACCUGUGCCUUCUCCUGCGAGAAGGGCUUUGUGCUAAAUGGAUCGGAGACACUGGAGUGCACAGCCCUGGGACAAUGGAGAGGGCAAACCCCGCGCUGUGAAGCUGCCAAGUGCCCAGUGCUGGGUUCCCCAGACAGAGGCCAAUUAAACUGCACUCAUUGGCAUGGAGACUUCACAUAUAAUUCCACCUGUGCCUUCUCCUGUGUGAUGGGGUUUGUGCUGAAUGGAUCGGAGAAGCUAGAGUGCACGGCCCUGGGACAAUGGACAGGGCAAACCCCGCGCUGUGAAGCUGUUACAUGCCCAGGUUUGGCUGCCCCUGGCAGAGGCCGAUUAAACUGCACUCACUGGCAUGGAGACUUCACGUAUAACUCCACCUGUGCCUUCUCCUGCGAGAAGGGCUUUGUGCUAAAUGGAUCGGAGACACUGGAGUGCACAACCCUGGGACAAUGGAGAGGGCAAACCCCGCGCUGUGAAGUCAUGAGAUGCCCCAAGCUGACGGGCCUAGAACCAAUUCUUAUGAAUUGCUCCCACUCUCUGGGAUCCUUCAGCUAUGGGUCAGUGUGUCGCUUCCGCUGCACUCAGGGCUACUUCCUCAAUGGGACAAGCAGGGUGCAGUGCCAGCCUGAUGGGCACUGGUCAGACAAGAUGCCUGCCUGCCAAGGAGAGGCUGCUCCCUAUUUCAAGCAAGUCCUGCUUUAUAUAGGUGGUGGAGCUGUGGCCCUUGUGGCCCUGUUGCUGACAGGAAUGUUCAUAGCUCUCCUAAUCAAGCGUCUCAGUGACAAAGAGGAAGAAAAAAUGCUGCUGAAUCCCACCAGUAACCUGGGAGCACCUGGUGUCUUUACAAAUGCAGCGUUUGACUCCAACUUGUAAGCUAACGCAGAAGAUGCCCCCAGGAGAGAAGAUCACUGGAAGUAAAAGGACCUGAAGAUGGUACUCAUGCCUCAAUCCUUUUAGAAGCUGUUUUUAAACCUUACUCCUCAGCUCAGCUCUGCCAUCAUCUAGCCCAAGAACUCACAGUCACUGACAGUCAGGGAUUAAACUAACUCUGGUGCACUCAUCCAGUUCUGAUCUAAAA